AUGCCUAUUCUUGAGGUCAAACCUACAUCUUCAGAACUCCUCCAGCAUGUGGCAGACUCGCUCGGGAAGGCAAGGAAAGUUGUCAUCAUUACUGGCGCCGGCAUAAGCACCAAUUCUGGUAUCCCAGACUUUCGCUCCGAAAAUGGGCUAUACUCGCUUAUUCAGGCGCAAUUCGAACGAGCAGAAGCUAGUCAUCCCAAUGAUAUCGAUGAACAGGCUGCCAACUUCGCCUCAAGCGGGCGCCCUACAAAAAGAAGAAGAAUAUUUCAUGCAGCUGGAUGCCUAAAUGAACAGGAAGUGCCCAAAAGGGUCACACGAGCCCCGAGUGAGUGCAAGAGCCGAGAUGAGACAAGUGCAGAGAGGUUGUCUUCCUACACCGGAGGCGACCUCCUUGUAAAGCCGGAGGUGGAAACAAUAUCUUCCCAACCUUCGCUCCGCCGGCUCGCACACUCACGACCGGGACUACGACCAAUUCUACAUAGAAACAUGACUCAAUCCUCUAUACAGUCUUCUGCGAGUCAAGAUUCAUCAUUCUCGGCACCACAAUUCUCAAGUGCCUCGUCUCAGACCGAAGAGUCGUCUUCCUACGAAGCAAAAGAGGUCGGCGACGCCCAAGUGAGAGCUGCAACCCCUCGAGCCAUGUUGAGCGAAACAUUCAGCUCCUCACCUCUCUCUUCACCUCCCCCUAUUCUGUUUGACCCUUACGAAAAUGCAAACUCGUCUACGGAAAACUCCGACACAUCUGAUUCUGAAGAGACACAGAACUCACUGGACCUGUUUUCUUCCCAGACAUCCAACUCGAGCUUGCGAAAUAUGAAAGGUCGUGAUUUAUUCGACAGUAAUAUAUGGUCUGAUCCGCUCAAGACAUCUGUAUUCUACCGGUUUGCUACGACGUUAAGGCAGAAAGUAAAGGAAGUAGAACCGACUACAACCCAUCACUUUAUUGCCCGGCUCCGCGAUGCUGGGAAGCUUGCAAGAGUGUAUACACAAAACAUCGACGAGAUUGAAAAGAAGAUUGGUCUUUCGACGGACCUCAAAAAUGGUGCAGGCAAUAGAAGGAGGAAGUCUGCUAAGCAGCAAGUGGUGGAUUCCGAGAAAGACUGCAAAGAGAACCAGGAGCCGCUGAAGAUCAACGAUGAUCCUAAUCAUCCUGAUGCUGGACAGGCCUCACAGAGUACUGACGGGUCUGGACGGACCAAUUCCCGAUCAGCGUUGGCCCCAAACAGGGGUGUUGAAUGCGUUUUCCUCCAUGGUUCUCUAAAUUCCUUGCGGUGCUUUGUUUGUGGAAAGCUCUGCAACUGGGAUGAAGAUGGCCGGGAAUCCUGUACGAUGUUGGGCGAACAACCUGAGUGUCCUCAUUGCGCGGGGGCAACGGCUGCACGCCAGGAGAAAGGAAAGCGAGCCUUAGGUGUUGGCAAGCUCCGACCCGAUAUUGUUCUCUAUGGAGAGGAACACCCUCAGUCUGACCUGAUAUCCCCCAUAGUGCAACAUGACCUUUCUGCCGGACCGGAUCUUCUCCUGAUACUUGGGACAAGCCUUAGAGUUCACGGGCUCAAAGUGAUGGUCAAGGAAUUUGCCAAGGCUGUGCAUAAAAAGGGGGGUAGGGUGGUGUUCAUCAAUUUGACAAAACCAUCCGAAAGCGCAUGGGGAGACAUCAUAGAUUACUGGAUCGAGUGGGAUUGUGACGCCUGGGUUGAGGACCUGAAAAAUAGAAAGCCUUAUCUUUGGCUAUCACCUGACGAGGUACUUGAAUCCGAAAAGCAAAGACGUGAAGCCUUGGCGGAGAAGAAAAAAGAGAUUAUGUUCAAAAAGCGCGAAAGCAUCGCCGAGAAAAAGCGAGUGAGUCUUGGGGCGAAAAGACGACAUACAAUCGAACUGGACAAACCUCGGCCGCCACCUAAGAAUCCCUCUUCCAUGAGAAACGAUUACCAAUGCGGCGCGUACGUGGUCUGGGAGAUAUUCCAAACUUUAGCCAAGAUUGGUGAUCGUCCUUUUGAUAAUCUUGGAUAUAAACCUCCUCAACAGCCCCCGCCAGCCGCGCCACCCCCUCAUCCUCACCCUCAUCCUCAUCCCCCUUCAACAUCUCGACAGCCUCGUCCGGCGGCGAUCACUAAGGCGAGGAAAGCGAGGAAAUCUGCACCAGCGGCUCUUGUUGCUCCUACUGACUCGGAGAUGAAGUCCAGGCCCGCCGUUAAGGCUAAGUUCCUAACUACCUGCAACAGUCGGAAUCAAUACGCAAAAGCCGCCCAAGAGCUGGCGCGUUCUGGUAAAUCUCCCACACCUGUUAGGAUGGCCGAAUUCGACAAGGCGGCGACGCUACACGAGAAGAAAACAACACCAGCCUAUACGCCGCCUAGUUCCAUCACUGCCGCUGUUAAAGUUCAUCCUCGCCAGCGAAAGCGGAAGCUUAUCGAUGGUGUCCCGGUUGGCAUUACAGUCUCGCGAACACGGAAGCCUACAUUUCCGCCAUCCGCGCCCCCUCGACGCAUUAGUAGGGAGGUCGAGGCCGAGAAUCGAUUAGCUCCUCCUCCGAUUUAUAGUACGCUUCCUUCGAAAGGUCCGAUUCUGCCCCCUUUCCAUCCUGGAUGGGAGCGUUCACCCCCGGCUCGGAUCAAACCGCUGGAGCCCAGUCUAAAUGUGUCGCCGCGCAGUCCCCUAGCUAAUUUGCCGCCAAUAGUACAGCCGAAGGUUUUCGCCAUACGUCAAGCCACCCAUCCGAUGCUUUUUAGCGAUCCACUUGUCAAGCUACGGUACGAGACGACCAAUUACAGAAAGCCUCCCCGGGAAGCAGACACGGCAAUAUACGACAAAACCCCCAGUCCGUCAGACCAGCUCCGGUGGGAACUAGCCCAACAGGAGGCGUUGGAAGGGGCAGAGGCUCUCGAGGGGCUGAAGCGUUCGCAAUGA
Molecule: messenger RNA, 2907 nt
Organism: Annulohypoxylon maeteangense
Lineage: Eukaryota; Fungi; Ascomycota; Sordariomycetes; Xylariales; Hypoxylaceae
Product: DHS-like NAD/FAD-binding domain-containing protein
Exons: 2
Coding region: 1-2907 (968 amino acids)
Molecular function (GO): NAD+ binding
Source: RefSeq, a predicted model, not a curated record